CUGGCCAUAAUCAUGUAGGCUGCUGUCAGACAGGAGGCAGGCUCAUCCACACACUGAUCUCACACCAUAUGAGGAGCAGGGAUGGCCGGGGGACGAAGAGGACUGGUGGCCCCUCAGAACACUUUCCUGGAGAAUAUCGUCCGCCGCUCCAACGACACCAAUUUUGUUUUGGGGAAUGCUCAAAUUGUGGAUUGGCCAAUUGUCUACAGCAAUGAUGGAUUCUGCAAGCUCUCUGGUUACCAUCGCGCUGAAGUUAUGCAGAAGAGCAGCACCUUCAGUUUCAUGUACGGUGAACUCACUGACAAGGAAACCAGCGAGAAAGUCCGCCAGACCUUUGAGAACUACGAGAUGAGCUCCUUUGAAAUACUCAUGUACAAAAAGAACCGAAUGCCAGUAUGGUUCUUUGUUAAAAUCGCCCCCAUCCGAAAUGAACAGGACAAAGUUGUGCUGUUUCUCUGCACUUUUAGUGAUAUCACUGCAUUCAAGCAGCCUAUUGAAGAUGACUCUUCAAAAGGCUGGGGUAAGUUUGCUCGCCUGACACGAGCAUUGACAAGCAGCCGGGGUGUUUUACAACAGUUGGCUCCGACUGUCCACAAGGGCGAGAACGUUCACAAGCACUCACGUCUGGCUGAGGUAUUGCAGUUAGGGUCUGACAUCCUACCACAGUACAAACAAGAAGCCCCCAAAACCCCCCCUCACAUCAUCUUGCACUACUGUACCUUUAAAACCACCUGGGACUGGGUCAUUCUCAUCCUCACCUUCUACACUGCCAUCAUGGUCCCCUACAACGUGUCCUUCAAGACCAAACAAAACAAUGUCACCUGGCUGGUGGUAGACAGCAUCGUGGACGUGAUCUUCCUUGUGGACAUUGUGCUUAAUUUCCACACCACCUUUGUGGGACCGGCUGGAGAGGUCAUCUCAGACCCAAAACUCAUCCGGAUGAACUAUGUGAAGACCUGGUUUGUCAUUGACCUUCUCUCCUGUCUUCCUUACGAUGUCAUUAAUGCAUUUGAGAACGUUGAUGAGGGCAUCAGCAGCCUCUUCAGUUCACUGAAGGUGGUGCGUUUGUUGCGACUCGGCCGUGUGGCCCGUAAGCUGGACCACUACAUUGAAUACGGGGCAGCGGUUCUGGUCUUGCUGGUUUGUGUGUUUGGCUUGGCUGCUCAUUGGUUGGCCUGUAUAUGGUACAGCAUCGGUGACUAUGAGGUCAUUGACGAGGUGGUCAACAUGGUCCGUACAGACAGCUGGCUUUAUCUUCUGGGAGAAUCCGUCGGCAUGCCAUAUCGCUUCAACGCCAGCGGCACGGGGAAGUGGGAGGGGGGACCAAGCAAAGACUCUGUCUACAUCACCUCAUUGUAUUUCACCAUGACCAGCCUGACCAGUAUUGGCUUCGGGAAUAUUGCGCCCACCACAGAUGGAGAGAAGAUCUUUGCCGUGGCCAUGAUGAUGAUUGGCUCUCUCCUUUACGCCACCAUCUUUGGUAAUGUAACCACCAUCUUUCAGCAAAUGUACGCCAACACCAACCGCUAUCAUGAGAUGUUAAACAGUGUGAGGGACUUCCUAAAGCUCUAUCAGGUUCCCAAGGGCCUUAGUGAGAGGGUCAUGGACUAUAUCGUCUCGACGUGGUCCAUGUCCAGAGGAAUCGACACUGAUAAGGUGUUGCAAAUUUGCCCCAAAGAUAUGCGAGCAGACAUCUGCGUCCAUCUCAACAGGAAGGUGUUCAAAGAACAUCCAGCUUUCCGUCUGGCCAGUGACGGGUGCUUGCGAGCUCUUGCCAUGGAGUUCCAGACAAUCCACUGCGCCCCAGGCGAUCUCAUCUACCACGCUGGUGAAAGUGUAGACAGCCUCUGCUUUGUGGUGUCAGGGUCUUUGGAGGUCAUUCAAGAUGAUGAAGUUGUUGCCAUUUUGGGAAAGGGGGAUGUGUUUGGUGAUGUGUUCUGGAAGGAAGUGAAUUUAGCUCAGGCCUGUGCAAACGUCCGUGCACUGACUUACUGCGAUCUUCAUAUCAUCAAACGUGAUGCCUUACAGAAGGUUCUGGAAUUCUACACGGCAUUCGCCGGACACUUCUCGAGGAACCUAGUGCUAACCUACAACCUGAGGAAACGGAUCAUCUUCCGUAAAAUAAGUGAUGUCAAACGGGAGGAAGAGGAGAUGCUGCGAAGGAAGAACGAAGCCCCUCUCAGUCUUCCCCCAGACCACCCUGUGCGCCGUCUCUUCCAGCGAUUUCGUCUACAGAGAGAAGCGCGACUGGCAGCAGAGAGAGCCAGUCAAGGAGAACAUGAUGUUGAGAGAGAUCCUGUUCAUGCAGAGAAGACCAUGGUACACAAGGUACCUACUAGCAUCGUCACAGUCACUGAAAGUCCAGCCACACCGAUUGCCUCUUCAUCCUCCUCUUCAAUAUCAUCUCGAACUUCAUGUCGAGCAAACCUUUGCACUCCUACAGCCCCCAGUGAAAACUAUACAGGAAGUAAGUCAGCCGAACCACCCAAAAAAAAAGGCUGGGGUCGCUUUAAAGACGCCACAGUCAAGUCUGACCUCUCUUGGUGUUCUGUGUCCAAAGCAGAGUCCAUGGAGAUGCUCCCAGACAGGACUAAGUCACAAGGUGAAUUGUCCCUCAAGAAGACAGACUCGUGCGACAGUGGCAUCACCAAGAGUGACCUGCGACUCGACAAUAUGGGUGAGAGUACAACUAGAACCCCUCAGGAUCAGAGCCCCACACAGCCCGAAGGGAGCCGAGCAUUCUGCCCCAUUCCAGAACAGUGUCUUCAGGCCUGCUUUGUAGAACUAAAGCAAGAACUGCGGGGAGAUAUCCACUCGCUCAACAGCAGAUUGUCCGUGCUUGAAAACCAACUCGCUGAGAUGCUCAAACUUCUCAAAGCAAGAAAGUCCUCUGGAUCUUGACACCUGUUUGACAUAUCAAGACCCGACUCUCCUGAUUCAGGAAAAGAAAUUUACAUGAUCUCCUAACUGCGUUUAAUCGGACACGUUGGCUAUAGAAAACACUGUUUGGUCCUGUUGCUGUAAAAGCCGAACUGACCUCAACUAGUAUCUUACUUAUCAACACAUCUUACUUCAAGGGCGAGUUGUUGACCUUCGUGAUGAAGAGUCAUGCUAGGAAAUAUGUGGAACUUGGAAUAUAUAAUAUAACAAAAAUUAACGGUAGCACUUUAUUUUACAGUGCUGUUCUACAUUUACUUACCAUAUAAUUACAACAACUACAGUAAUUACUAAACCUAACCCCAACCCUAACCUUAACCCAUAUUAAGUACAUGUAGUUACCUGAUAUUACUCAGUACUUUCUUGGGUAAGUACACUGUAAGUAUAUUGAAAGUACACGUACUGUAAAAUAAACUGCAACCCAAUUACUGUGAACUUCUUGUACAGUGGUCAACACUUUUUGUAUGGUUAUCAAAAUCAACCUGUAUUUGUGUCUGUGAAAUGUACAGCUUCCACCAGUCUUUAGGUGCGGCCACAUUUACAGUAGCACAGUGAAAUUUUGCUUGUGAAAAAAAACUACUUGUCAAGCGGCAUCUUUUUUAUGCUGUACUUUAUACUCUGGAACAAAACUUGAACCCCCCUCCCCCGCAAAAUUCGCUGUAGUGAAAUUCCUCACCACUGGAAGUCCAUCAGACCAAAUUUCUGAUUGUGUGGAUUCCCAAUGAGAUGACUGCAUUUCGCCAGUGGAAUUUUGCUGCACAGAGGUAAAUGUGACUGCACCUUUUCUCUCACAUCUGUUGUCACUGUCAGAUUUCAAUAUCAGAUUUCAAUGUCAACAAAUCUGGCAAUAAAUCUUGCUAAGGACGAACUUACAUUAUGAACAAUUCAUCGCCUUUGAUUUUGCAAAGAACAGUUUGGUCAGUUAAAUACAGUAGUACUACUUUGCAAAUGCACAUACUGUUGAAACACGGUCUCAUGAGAAGUAUUAAUAAUAGUAUAAGAUGGCGAAAUCGUAAGAAAUCAUACAAGUUGGCUUGUACAAAAACAUGUAAUUAAAUUUAUGAACCAAUGAAUUUUGUUAUAAAGAUUUUCCCAAGUUUAACCCCUAACCCAAACCCUAAACCUAAACCAUGAUUUUCAUAGGAAUAUCUCUUGUGUACUAUGGAAAAAAAUAAAACAUUGGGGUUUGGAAGAAGACGAGGGAAUCGUAUUACCGUUUAUUGACUUACUGUACAUCAGUCAUUUGUAUUGCAUAAAUAAAUAUGGAAUGAGUGACACAAUUUGUCCACUGACAUUUCCUUUCUUUAAAUAAAGUGUUUGAUAGGAGAAUUGCUAAAAAAUGCAAUUCCUGUAUUGAAUCAUUUUGAAAUUGUGUUUGUUGUUUAAAUUAUUACUAUGGGAAGAAAAGUCGUACCUUUUCAUUCGAGCCAAGUCAUACUGUACGUACGAUUUCACCAUCUGGUAAACAUUAUUAUGAAUUGUCUUGAGACUUUGUUGGAUUGUUUUUAUUUGUUUGUUUGUUUCUUCAAAUACUGUUAUUCUGGUACUUUUUUAUUUGUUUAACUAUAUAAUACCAUGUAGCCAGUUUUUGUGGUAAAAUGCUGUGCUCUUAAUAAUGUUGAAAGUAUACAAUAGAAGAUAAUAACCAAAAAUUCACCAACUGACAAAUAGGUACUACUGUCUGUUUUGGAUAUGAACAUCUUAACUUAAUUAAAAACUUAAUAACUUGGGGGCCUGUGUAGCUCAGUGAAUAAAGACGCUGACUACCACCCCUGAAGUUGCAAGUUCGAAUCCAGGGUGUGCUGAGCGACUCCAGCCAGGUCUCCUAAGCAACCAAAUUGGCCCGGUUGCUAGGGAAGGUAGAGUCACAUGGGAUAACUUCCUCGUGGUCGCUAUAAUGUGGUUCUCGCUCUCGGUGGGGCGCGUGGUAAGUUGUGCGUGGAUGCCGCGGAGAAUAGCGUGAAGCCUCCACAUGUGCUACGUCUCCACGGUAAUGUACUCAACAAGCCACGUGAUAAGAUGCGCGGAUUGACAGUCUCAGAUGCGGAGGCAACUGAGAUUCGUCCACCGCCACCCGGAUUGAGGUGAGUCACUACGCCACCAUGAGGACUUAGAGGGCACUGGGAAUUGGGCAUUCCAUAUUGGGGAGAAAAGGGGAGAAAAAAAAAAAAAACUUAAUUUUUGAUGAACUUCAACAUAGAGUUGAAGGGAAACUUAAGCGAAAUUGUAAUGCUAAAUGUUGCAGUAAUUUUUUGAGAAGAUCAAAAAGUAUAUGAUGUACUAUACUUAACAAAUGUACCAUAAUGCAUACAACUUAUAUGGUGUAUAAGAAUAACUUUAAAGUUUAUUAAUGUGGGAUAUGUCAUAAUCUGGAUUUAUUUGUGAAUCAGUUAAUCAUGGAAUUAGGUGUACUAGUGUUAAACUAGCAUGUGAUUUAGAGUAUUCUCAGCAAAAAUGUAUUCCCUUUUAUAAAACUGUAUUUGCUUUCAUGAAGUGUCCGAUUCUGUUUUCUUUUCUUUUUUUUUCUUCUUUUUUUUUUUUUUUUUUUUGGGGGGGGGGGGAAAUGUAAUUUCCAGAGAAGGUAUGGAAAGUGCUACACCGUACCUUGUCAAAAACGUUGAAGUGUGAAACUUUUGAACGUUUUGCAAAAUUUGUACUGAACAACUGUGUUUGUCUUUUUGACACAAUAUACAGUAUAAACUGUAUUCAGAAUGAAUCAGUUUAUACACUAUGACAGAAAAAAAUCAGACACCAAUUGAUUGAUUGUACUGUACCCAUUUUUAUCUGACAAAGAUUAGCAGAAACAUUUUAUUGCAAAAUAUUUGAAUGCUUGAGAUAAUGUUGGUCUUACGUUUAUAUACGUUUCAGAUCAUUUUUAUUGCAAGAUAUUAAGUUUAAUGUUUAAUAGAUUAGAUUAUACUGUAUAAUGGAAUACUUUAUUAUUAAAGUAUUAUGGAGAGUCUAGAAUGGAGAAUAGCCACUUUGGGAAUAAAAUUACAAUUGUGCAAUGACUGAUAUGGUUAAAAAAAAAUAAAAAAUACCUGAUGUAUUUUGAAGAUGUUUAAUGCCGCAUAAGUUUCAUGUGUAAUUUCCCCACAUGCUGCCUAUUUAACUUGACAUGUUAAAAUUGAGUUUUUACUUAGUUUACUAUGCAUACAUUUAUUAUCUCAUCAUAUGCACAAGGACAAUGAUUUAGCUUUUCUUUUUUUAUUAUUCUUGAAAGUUGCAGAAUAAGUGCAGUUAAAAUGAUUUGGUUACUUUGCCUAGAUUAUAUUAUAAAAAGAAAGCCUUUGUAGUACUGGGACAGAUUUGUGUGAACGUAGCAUAGAUAUACAAACCCAAAAAUAAACAAUGUGAAAAGAAAUAAUUAUGUAUGUCCCUUUUCUGUUUUCAUUUGUUUGUUGUUGUUGUUAUCUUUACCUUUAAUUUGUGCACUAUUUGUUUUUUUGUUUUUUUUGUUUUUUGGUCACACUUUAUAUUAGGUGGCCUUAACUGCUAUGUCUAACAUUAAAUACAUACAAGACAAUGUAUUUACUGUGUAACUACAAGCUGUUCUGCAAAAUUUCCACAUUUAUUGCUACUGAGGUUGAGGUACGGGUAGGUUUUGGGGUAAGGGUUGGUUUAGGAUUAGGUUUAGGGUUAGGGGUAAAGUUAACAGUGUAACUACAAAUGUAAUUAAAUGCAAAACAAAACAAAACAAACAAAAAAACAAACAUGUAUGUACAUAAUAAGUGCAUUGUAUCAAAUGAUUAAGUACAUAGUAGUUAAGGCCAUCUAAUAAAAAAGUGGAACCUUUUGCACUGCUUAUGUCCAGUUAUGUUUGUUUUAUAACAUUCUCACAUCGCCCAGAAGUCUUUCAUGUAUAAUCAUUCAUAUUAAUACAUGAGCCUUAAUACAGAGAUUUGAUCUAAUUUUCCUUAUCUUAAAAUGAAUAUGUAAAUUACAGGAAUUGUAAUUAAUGUUAUUUUUUUAUUAUGUUCUGCCUAUAUUAAUCUCUAUAAAAAUGCAUCACAUA
Molecule: messenger RNA, 6952 nt
Organism: Myxocyprinus asiaticus (Chinese sucker)
Lineage: Eukaryota; Metazoa; Chordata; Actinopteri; Cypriniformes; Catostomidae
Product: potassium voltage-gated channel subfamily H member 1-like
Exons: 11
Coding region: 82-2901 (939 amino acids)
Biological process (GO): potassium ion transmembrane transport; regulation of membrane potential
Cellular component (GO): membrane
Molecular function (GO): delayed rectifier potassium channel activity
Source: RefSeq, a predicted model, not a curated record